This is a messenger RNA of Anolis sagrei ordinatus, 3295 nucleotides long. RefSeq names its product UBX domain protein 2B (gene UBXN2B). Gene Ontology annotation, biological process: autophagosome assembly; proteasome-mediated ubiquitin-dependent protein catabolic process; nuclear membrane reassembly. Gene Ontology annotation, cellular component: nucleus; cytosol. Gene Ontology annotation, molecular function: ubiquitin binding. Lineage: Eukaryota; Metazoa; Chordata; Lepidosauria; Squamata; Anolidae. The record is from RefSeq and is a predicted model, not a curated record.
CGGAGGGAGGGCCCGAGAAGACAGGCAAGAAACUCGAGCGAGGAGGCUUUGGGGACCAGCGGAACCGACGUGGGCCUUGCACCUGCGAGCCGGUCGCGAUAGCAACCCUCGCUGCCGGAAGAACUCCUCAGCGAGCGAGCGGGCGGGCGCGCGCCUGCCCAACCGCCCUCCCGCGUGCUCCUCUCUCUGGAUUUGGCAGUUGGCACUCGCCCAGCUCGAAGAUGGCGGACGAUGGGACACUCGCCGAGCGGCCUCAGGAGGAAGACGAGGAGGAGGAGGAGGAGGAGGAGGAGAAGGAAAAAAGGGAGCCGGAGGCGGCUGCAGCAGCGGGCACCAGAGGAGGGAGGCGGGAGAAAGGGCCCCGAGGAAGCGGCCGCCCGCCCACCGUCCGAGAUCUGCAGCUGGCAUUGGCUGGACUGUAUGAAGAUGAAAUGAAAAGACAACCACUUCAUUCUGAAAAAUCAACAACUAGAGUAGCCAGUCAUCCAAGAUUACCCAUUCAAAGAAGUUUGAAAAAACCUGAAAGAAGUAUGAGUGAUGACAAGAACAACCAAAGAUUUUACCUAGGUGAUUCAGAUUGUAGAACUGAUGGGCCAUCUAGUAAUAUGACUUCCAGUAAAAUUGUUGAUGAGCUUUUCAAAGAAGCAAGAGAACAUGGGGCAGUCCCUUUAAAUGAAGUAUCAAGAGCCUCAGGAGAUUGUUAUAAAGCUAAAUCAUUUUCUGGUGGUGGAUACAGAUUGGGAGACUCUACAUGGAAGCGCUCUGAAUAUAUUUAUGGAGAAAGCCAGUUUGGGCAGGAUGUUCAAAUCUUGCUCAAACUGUGGAGGAAUGGUUUCAGCUUAGAUGAUGGAGAGUUGAGAUCUUACACAGACCCAGUAAAUGCUGAGUUUCUCGAGUCUGUUAAAAGAGGAGAGAUUCCUGCAGAACUCCAAAGAUUGGUUCAUGGAGGGCAAAUUAAUUUGGAUAUGGAAGACCAUCAAGAGCAAGAAUACGUAAGGCCUAGGCUGAGAUUCAAAGCUUUCAGUGGAGAAGGACAAAAACUUGGAAGCCUUACUCCUGAGAUUGUUAGUACACCUUCCUCUCCAGAAGAAGAGGAGAAAUCCUUUGCUGAUGGUGCUGUUUUGGUAGAUGACUCUGUGCCAACUACUAAAAUUCAAAUAAGGCUAGCAGAUGGAAGUCGUUUAAUACAGAGGUUUAAUCGAACACACAGGAUUGUAGAUAUUCGGAACUUUAUUAUCCAGUCUCGGCCUUUGUUUGCUAACACUGACUUUGUUCUUCUGACUACAUUUCCACAUAAGGAGCUUACAGAUGAAAGCCUGACACUACAAGAAUCAGAUAUACUGAACACUGUGAUUCUUCAGCAGCUAAAGUAAACCUUCAGCCUAUCAGUAAAUCUGGGGCCUAUGGCUUCAGUGAAUGGAUAAUGUUUUCUAUUGUUCUACAACAAUGCUUCCAAAAAGAAAGAAUGGAAAGAAGCUAAUUUUUUCGACUUAAAGAGGUCCAUUGGCUUUCAAUACUCUUCCGUCUUCCAGUGAUAAUUGUCUUAAAUAGAUUUCAGAAAGAUUUGUUAAUGAAUGUUUAUUGAUUUUGUAUCUUUCUAAAACCAACGGUGUCCAGUCAAGUUCUGCUUUUAUUUGGGGAUAGGAGUGCAGAGAGAAUUGCUGCAAUUAGCCAUUUUAUAAGAGUGUAAAAGCCAUUUUUGGAUACAGACUGGUUCUUUUUCAAUAGACUUUUGAGACUUGAACUUUGGGAAACUGUUAUGCUGCAGCAACUAACAGCCAUCAAGAAAUUCAUCGUGUCAGUUGAGACACAGUUGUGUCUCAUUGUGAGACUUGGAAGUGUCAUGUUUAUAUCUUCAGUGUAUCUAGCAUGAUUCUAACGCAUUGUAAUAUUGUGCUGGUAAAAUAUUUGACUUAGCCUAUCAUUCUCUUUUAAUCUCAGCUGUAGUAAUAUUGAUUUAAAUGAGAUUGUGAAUGUUGAACAGAGAUAAAUACGUUUAACCUAUCUGUAGGGUCAUUUUCUGCAGCAAUGUAUGACCCUUAGUUUUUAACAGGAGAAAAGGAUAAUAAGUAACAGGUUUUCAAAAAUGAACUUCAUUUGGUCAGAUCUAAGAAUUCUGCAUGAAUCAAAUGCUCCAGUGUACACUUUGAGUGUUCUUUUCAAUGGAAAUACUCAAUUUGUAUAUGUUGGCCAAAGUCCAGUUUACUCUUAGCAGAGGAAAUAAGUGUGUUAAUGAAAUCCCAUUUGUUUUCACAACUAGAAACCAUAAGCACAUUUGUUCUUAUGGUUCUUAGGCAUGCUACCAUUUGUAUGUCCUGUUUUGUACUCAGAAACAGUGUUGGAUUUACCCCUUGGACAUAGUCUGGAAGUCAUGACAUCAUUUGCACUAGCUUAAUGGCACUAAAUGGAACUUGAGAGGAAUUUUCUUGGAAUACUUUUAAGAUUCCAUCUAAAACUACACAACCUCUUUGUUGGUGACAAUGGUCUUUAUGGAAUUUUUGUGGCUGCUUAGAAAACAGGUCUGAUGUGAUAAAAAGAAACAAAAGGAGAAUUGAUUGAAUAAGAAAUGUCAAGAGAGGGCAAUGAUGACCUCAGACAAUGGCUGACUAUUAAGGCCAAUUACCAUUUAAUACUGGUAUGCAUACAUACCAGUAUUCUAAAUAGUCACUUGUGUACACAAAUGUUGUGUCCAGAAGUGUGACAGUGUAUGAUGGUAUACUGUAAUCUUUGCUUAACUGUGUAUACAAUUUGCACUUUAUCUUCUGAUCACCAUACAUUGAUAUUUUGCUGACAUGUUGAUUAUAAUGUAACUUAAAGACAAUUGACCCUUCAGUGUGUGAAGAGUUGCCUAUUCUGAAAAAGACCAACUGAGAAAGAAUAUGUCAUUAGAUUGCACCCAUAUGAGGUUCUCUGUCAGUAAACAGAGAAUAUGAAAGGGCUUAUUCAGGCUGUGUAAUUCAUGGUAAAAACAGAAAUACUUUUUUCUGUAUAGUUUGUCAUGGUAUCUUCAAAGUCAAAGAGUGGAAAGAAAAUAUGUUCAGUGGAAAGUAGGUCUUCCACGUAGAAUGUGGGAACACUACCUUGGUUGUAUAUUUUUUUAAGUAAUUUUAAUUUAACCAAUUUGUUUUGAAUUCUUGUCCAGAUGUUUACAUGCAUCUCUACAUUGUUUUCAGUUAUUCACACACACAAAAAGAUUCAAACUUAACAAAAAAAUUCUAAGUCCAGUGUUUGCAUGAUUCAAUCAAUCACAAAUUCCCUUUGUGUGGUAAUCAAUAAAGAACAUGUUUUCAUUGUA